Drosophila bipectinata is the source of this 4200-nucleotide messenger RNA. RefSeq names its product zinc finger protein Lobe (gene L). Gene Ontology annotation, biological process: regulation of transcription by RNA polymerase II. Gene Ontology annotation, molecular function: DNA-binding transcription factor activity, RNA polymerase II-specific; chromatin insulator sequence binding; RNA polymerase II transcription regulatory region sequence-specific DNA binding. The record is from RefSeq and is a predicted model, not a curated record. NCBI's taxonomy places the organism in Eukaryota, Metazoa, Arthropoda, Insecta, Diptera, Drosophilidae. Gene Ontology annotation, cellular component: nucleus; chromosome.
AUACGGAAACAGUGAUUUAAAUAAACAUUCUGGCCAUGUCCCGACGCAAACAGGCCAAGCCGCGCGCCUGUCUCAAACUUGGCGAAAAAGACGAUGAGGAGAACACUGGAGGGCUGCUGGAGCCCAAGGAGGAGCUGCUGAGUGGCGACGAGGAGAACGAGGAUAAUGAGGAUGAGGACGAGGAGCUGGGGCCCGAUGAGGAGGUGCCCGAGGGAGGGGAGCAAGCCACCCAGUUCGGGUCCAAUGAAUCACAGCAACAACAGCAACACCAACACCAAAGCUGGCCAACAGCUGAUGAGCCGGUGGCCCCACUUGCAGUGGCAAAAGAAGAAGCAGAGGAUGCAGAAGCCGAGGCAGAAGAACUACAACACCCACGGGAUGGGGCAGCUGCAUCCGAUGCUGCCGUUGCCGCCACUGAUGCUGCCAAUGCCAACGGACACUGCAAGUCCUCUGAGCCCGAAGAUGGGGAGCCGGACGCGGAGGAGCUCGACCUGGACGAGGAGCUACUCAGUCUCAGCGGGGACGAGGACUACGAUGAUGAAGAGCUGCAGAGCCUGGACAGCUUCUACUCAGAUAUGUAUAGUACUCACACAUCCUCCAGCUACUCACCCAGCAUUUCGGACGGCACCAUGACUCCCAACUCACAUCACUUGCCCGGUGCUCCUGCCAAUCUCCCCGGCCAGGAUCAGGAUCACCCGAGAGAGGGAAACACCAACGGAGGACUGGAUGGCGAGGACUUGGUCAAGCCGAAGCGUCUGCCCCAUUUCCAUCAUCAUCACCACCACCACUACCAUCACCAGCAGGCGCUGAAAAUCGCCAACAAGCUGCGAAAAAUCAAUAAGGAAUCCAAGCUGGGAGCCCUGGGAGGAGCGGGAGCCGGAGGAGUUGGCUCCAAGUUUGAUAAGUUGACGGGCGAGGGGAUUAAAAGUCGCGGCGACGGCUCCUAUCAGUGUCAGUUCUGCGAGAAGUCAUUUCCGCGACUCGGUUACUUGAAGCAUCACGUGCAGAGCCACGCCGAACACCUGCCCUUCAAGUGCGAGUACUGCUCCAAGCUCUUCAAGCACAAGCGCUCCCGGGAUCGCCAUAAGAAGCUUCACACCAACGAGAGGAACUACAAGUGUCCUCAUUGCGAGGCUGCCUUUUCCAGGAGUGACCAUCUUAAGAUCCACAUGAAAACCCAUGACAUCCAGAAGCCCUUCCAGUGCAGCAUGUGCAACAGGGGCUACAACACGGCAGCUGCCCUGACCUCCCACAUGCAGAAGCACAAGAAGAACGCCGCCAUCCUGGCAGCUGGAGGCAAUCCCAAUGCCCUCAACUACAGUCCACGCUCUACGGGAUCUGCCUCGGCCUCGGUCUCCAGCAACGGGAGCCUGCACAAGAGGCGAUAUGCCCUGACCCUGGCCACGGACAGCAGUCCCAGCCGCCUGGACUACCCCCAGAAGAGGUCGAGAAGUGGCACCACCUCCACUGCCGCCGCCACAGCUAAUGCAGCACCCACGCCACUGCUGAGGUGCAGCUACUGCCCCAAGGUGACGGAGUUCAGCAGCCUGGAGCAGUUGAAUGCCCAUCUGCAGAGUGUCCACGAGCAGCCCCAGCAGCCGCCGGUAAAGACACCCAACCAGGAGGCGGAGGGCUUCCAGCUGAGCUGUGAAUACUGCACCAUGAAGUUCGGCAACAUAGCCGGUCUCUUCCAGCACAUGCGGAGCACUCACCUGGACAGGCUGAGCAGCCCCAACUCCUACUACGAGCACUUCAACCGCCUGGCCACCGCCGGCACCUUCAGUCCGCGCCUGGCUCUGGAUCUGCCCAAGAUCAAGCCGGACCUGGGAAGCCCCGAUCAGCGCGAGCUGCGGCCGGCGGAGGAGGACCUACCCACGGACUUGAGCAGCAACAAGCGGCGACCCCUGACCCCUAACCCGCAGCCCCCACCCGCUCCUCCGGGCGUCUUCUUCUGCAAUCAGUGCAACGCCGGCUUGCCCGACUUCGAGAGCUUCAGGAAUCACCUGAAGAGCCACAUCGCCGAGGGCAUGCAGCAGGUCUGCCCGCACUGUGGACUGAGCCUGCCGGAGCAGUCGGAGUUCGAGCGCCAUGUGGUGGGCCACUUCCUGAUCACCGGAUCGGAGUUCAACUGCAGCUCCAGCUGCGGCAAGAGCUUCGCCAAGUCGGAGGACCUCCAGCAGCACCUCAUCACUGAGCACGUCCUCACUCUCCUGAAGUGUUCCCUAUGCUCGGAGCUCUGCGAGAGCCGGAUGGCCAUGCAGCUCCACCUAGCCUGUGCCCACAGCCAGGAGACCAAGCUGCUUCGCUGCAGCGCCUGCCUGGAGCUGUUCCGCUCGGACGCCGAGUUCCACGUCCACGUCAAGACGCGCCACCAGCUGGGCGGACACCCCGCCCUGGGCAGUGCCACUGCGAAUGCCCCCUCCAAUCCUCUCCAGUGCAUGUUCUGCCGAGUGGUCUGCUCCUCGGAGCUGGAAAUGCAUUUCCAUUUGGCGGCCCAUGCCAGGCAGUUCCGGUGCCCCUCGUGCCCCGAGACCUUCCACGUUGAGUUCCUGCUGGAUCGCCACAUGCAGAGCCAGCACGGUGGUGUCGGAGGAGGAGCAGGCGUCAAGGACAAGGAGGCCAGUUCGCCCAACAUGAACAGCCUGUACGUGAACGCCCUGCUGCCACCACUUGCGGCAGCAGCAGCGGCUGCCGCAGCCACCAACAACAACAGCAGCAUCAUCGACUACAACGUGGCCUUCAAGGGCUUGUUUGGCGGAGCAGCCGGAGGAGGAGGAGGAGGGUCUGGAGCACCCACUGCCCCCUCGUCCAAGUUCUACAGCCCGCUGCAAGUGGACACCAACGCCCUGAAGGCACAGACCUCGCCCCACCCGGCCCUGAUGUACGGACUCAGCCAGAGGUACUUGAUGGAAAUGUACGCCGCCAAGUCGGCCUCUCCUCCGGGAAGUGAGGGUGGAGCCAGUGGGCAGGCAGCCGGAUCCCAGGCAUCUGCACCAGUACCGCCACCCGCUCCUCCUGCACCACCGCAGGCACCACCCACCACCUUCAGCUGCGGAAUGUGCGAGCGACAGGAUCUGAGGAGCGAGGCGGAACUCCACUCGCACCGCAAACUGGCCCACAACCUGAAGACCGGAGUGAGCCUGAGGUGCGCCUACUGCGCCGGGAACUUCAAGUCCCGGGCGGAGCUGGAGCAGCACAUGAAGAGCUGUCACAAUUCCACGGGCAAGCACAAGUGCUUGAUCUGCGACGAGGUCUUCCCCUCGCCAGCCAUCCUGGCCGAGCACAAGCUACAGCACUCCAAGGUGGGGCAGUCGGGCAAGUGCUCGCACUGCGGCCAGCCCCUGGAGGACGUGGCCGCCUUUCGGGCCCACCUCUCCGAGCAUGGAAGCGACGGGGCGUCCCUGCCCCUGGCCUGCAUCUGCUGCCGCCAGACCCUGCACUCGGAGUUCGAACUGAGUCUGCACGCCAAGUUCCACACCAAGUCCGCGUCCAGUGGCGGCAGCCUCCAGGAGCCAGUGUGUGCCCUGUGCCUGGAGCCCCUGCCGGACGCCACCGAGGGUCCUGCCAAGCUGUGCGAGAAGUGCUGCCGCAAGCACAACCUCAAUGGAAAGAGGAGCAAGCCUCCGAGUGAGCCGCCAGUCCAGAGUCUGCCGCCCAUCCAGCCGCCAUCCGGGGCAGCCUUUGUGGAGAACCGUUGCAACCUGUGCAAGAUGAUCCUGCCGCACGCCCAGAAGCUGCAGGAGCACCUGGUGGAGCACACCUUUGCCGGCACCGAGCAGCGCGGCUACAAUUGCUACAUCUGCUCCGCGGUCUUCACAGCACCUGGAGGUCUCCUCAACCACAUGGCGGAACAUGGCGCCCACACGCGUCCCUACGACUGCAACCUCUGCCCGGAGAAGUUCUACUUCCGGGCGGAGCUGGAGCACCAUCAGCGGGGCCACGAGCUGCGACCCCAGGCACGUCCCAAGAUGGAAGUGCCCUCCAACAGGACAAGUUCCUCGCCCAUCGACAGCCCCGUGAGGAGUCCCACGAUCGUCAAGCAGGAGCUGUACGAGACGGAUACGGCUCAGUCGGCAGGAGGGGAUGAGGAGGAGCCGGAAAACGCCCACGACGACGAGGAAUACAUCGAGGUGGAGCAAAUGCCGCACGAGGGGCGUCCCAGCGAGUUGGAAAGGGCCACCAGUAGCGCCUAAACCAUAA